ACGAGGCUACAGUGAAGAGAUCAGAGGCAACACCCUCAGCAAGGCCUGCCUACGCUGUGCCAUAUGCAUGUGAUGCCCCAGCUAGCAACAGACAUCUCUAGCAAGUUAUUCCCUCGAAGGAACAGGUGGGGCAGAUCAUGUGCCAGCUUGUCAUUGCUGCACUCUUUCCGAGACCAGCAUCCGCUCUCGAUGGAAUGCACAGUAUCGAGGAAACAGCUAUUCUGGCAGACUUGGAUGAGCAUUGGCGUCUAUGGCGGGUAGAUUCAGAUCGAGAAGCUGGGAGGGAACUGAGAGCUGCGAUCAUGCUGCUGAGUCCGUGAUGACAUAAGAUUGCCUUUUGAAGAACUGUCUACCUAUUAAAGCAUAUGACCUGAUAUAAAGACGUAAUUCGAAACUUUCCAGUUUCUGGCACCAACUCGAUCUUAGAGUUGUAUCCGGAUACGAGAUCCAUAAAUGCGCGCAGUGAAGUCCAAUUCCACUGGAACCAGGAAGGGUUCUGUGGUUCUGUCGUGUAAUGGGCCUUCGAAAGUGCAUAGGGUGAUGACUGAGAAAGUGACAUGUACCUGUAGCUUUCCCUGAAAGCAAUAAAGUUUGUACAUGCCGAACUUCAUGUUAACUGCAUAGCCCUUUGAGGUUGGACGC
Marchantia polymorpha subsp. ruderalis is the source of this 642-nucleotide messenger RNA. Lineage: Eukaryota; Viridiplantae; Streptophyta; Marchantiopsida; Marchantiales; Marchantiaceae. The record is from the annotation of a GenBank genome assembly.